GAACUUGGAGCCUGGCGGCGCGCGGUUCUCGCCGGGGAUGCCGCGGCAGCUGCUUCCUGGUUUGCAGCUCGCCGAGGGGGGGAGAGCGUGAGCCCGUGGAGGCGGGGGCAGGAGGAGAGGCAGGAGGAGGCGGGGAAGAGACGCUUGGGGCCGGAGCUAACCGGACGGGUCGCUCCGGCUCUCCGGGGAGAGGAGCUACCUGGCCCUGGAGAAGGGGCGAGUCCCGCGCGAGCCCCCGGGAAGCGCCGCGCGCCCCAAAGGGUCGAUCGGGCUUCCCCGGCCCGCAGAGGGCUCGGCGCCGGGCUCCCCUCCUUUCCACCUCGGGAGGAAGGGAAGGAGGGGAGGGGAAGGUCCCACAGAGGAGGCAGAAUGGCCGGUCGAGGGGGGCUUGGACGCUGCUUUUCCCCAGAGCGGUCUCGUCUCCUGCGGCUCCCGCGAGGGCUGGCCUGAGCCGGGACUCCCCGCUCUCCCGCUGCGAGUCAGCGCGGCCCCCCGGGGCCGGGGCAGCGGCGCCGGCAUGUCGUCUGGCACUAUGAAGUUCAAUGGCUAUUUGAGGGUCCGCAUCGGCGAGGCCGUGGGGCUGCAGCCCACACGCUGGUCCCUGCGCCACUCGCUCUUCAAGAAGGGCCACCAGCUGCUGGACCCCUACCUGACGGUGAGCGUGGACCAGGUGCGCGUGGGUCAGACUAGUACCAAGCAGAAGACCAACAAACCCACGUACAACGAGGAGUUCUGCGCUAACGUCACCGACGGCGGCCACCUUGAGCUGGCCGUUUUCCACGAGACGCCCCUGGGCUACGACCACUUCGUGGCCAACUGCACCCUGCAAUUCCAGGAGCUGCUGCGCACGGCCGGCGCCUCGGACACCUUUGAGGGCUGGGUGGAUCUGGAGCCAGAGGGGAAAGUAUUUGUGGUAAUAACCCUAACAGGGAGUUUCACUGAAGCUACUCUCCAGAGAGACCGAAUCUUCAAACAUUUUACCAGGAAGCGCCAAAGGGCUAUGCGAAGGCGAGUCCACCAGAUCAACGGACACAAGUUCAUGGCCACGUACCUGAGGCAGCCCACCUACUGCUCUCACUGCAGAGAGUUCAUCUGGGGAGUAUUUGGGAAACAGGGUUAUCAAUGCCAAGUGUGCACCUGUGUCGUCCAUAAACGUUGCCAUCAUCUAAUUGUUACAGCCUGUACUUGCCAAAACAAUAUUAACAAAGUGGAUUCAAAGGUUGCCGAACAAAGGUUCGGAAUCAACAUCCCGCACAAGUUCAGCAUCCACAACUACAAAGUGCCAACAUUCUGUGACCACUGUGGCUCCCUGCUCUGGGGGAUAAUGCGACAAGGACUUCAGUGUAAAAUAUGUAAAAUGAACGUGCACAUUCGAUGUCAAGCAAACGUGGCCCCUAACUGUGGGGUAAAUGCAGUGGAGCUAGCGAAGACCCUGGCAGGGAUGGGUCUCCAACCCGGAAAUAUUUCUCCAACCUCGAAACUUGUUUCCAGAUCGACCCUAAGGCGACAGGGAAAGGAGAGCUGCAAAGAAGGAAAUGGGAUCGGGGUGAAUUCUUCCAACCGACUUGGUAUUGACAACUUCGAGUUCAUCCGAGUGCUGGGGAAGGGGAGUUUUGGGAAGGUGAUGCUUGCAAGAAUAAAAGAAACGGGAGACCUCUAUGCCGUGAAGAUUCUAAAGAAGGACGUGAUCCUGCAGGAUGACGAUGUGGAAUGUACAAUGACGGAGAAGAGGAUCCUGUCUCUGGCCCGCAAUCACCCCUUCCUCACUCAGUUGUUCUGCUGCUUCCAGACCCCCGAUCGCCUGUUUUUUGUGAUGGAGUUUGUAAACGGAGGCGACUUGAUGUUCCACAUUCAGAAGUCCCGUCGUUUUGAUGAAGCGCGAGCUCGUUUCUACGCUGCAGAAAUCAUUUCCGCGCUCAUGUUCCUCCAUGAGAAAGGAAUCAUCUACAGAGAUCUGAAAUUGGACAAUGUCCUGUUGGACCACGAGGGUCACUGUAAACUGGCGGACUUCGGAAUGUGCAAGGAGGGGAUUUGUAAUGGAGUCACCACGGCCACGUUCUGUGGCACGCCCGACUAUAUUGCUCCAGAGAUCCUCCAGGAGAUGCUGUACGGGCCUGCAGUAGACUGGUGGGCGAUGGGCGUGUUGCUCUAUGAGAUGCUCUGCGGUCACGCGCCCUUUGAGGCGGAGAAUGAAGAUGACCUCUUUGAGGCCAUACUGAAUGAUGAAGUGGUCUACCCGACCUGGCUCCAUGAAGAUGCCACAGGGAUCCUAAAAUCUUUCAUGACCAAGAACCCCACCAUGCGGUUGGGCAGCCUGACCCAGGGAGGCGAACAUGCUAUCUUGAGACAUCCUUUCUUUAAAGAAAUCGACUGGGCCCAGCUGAACCACCGCCAACUAGAGCCGCCCUUCAGACCCAGAAUCAAAUCCCGAGAAGAUGUCAGUAAUUUUGACCCUGACUUCAUAAAGGAAGAGCCAGUUUUAACUCCAAUUGAUGAGGGACAUCUUCCUAUGAUUAACCAGGAUGAGUUUAGAAACUUUUCCUAUGUGUCUCCAGAAUUGCAACCAUAGCCUCAUGGGGAAUGAGAGAGAUGGUAGGAGACGCAAAAGGGAAUAGAGAUUUUUCCAGGAAUUUCCUUCGUGGGAACUCCCCAGCAUCAGCCUUAGAACAAGAGCCUUACCUCCAAGGAGCAAGUGGAGAACUCUGUGAAGGACGGAACUGCAAGAGAUCAACUAUUUCAAAGGGAUCCAUGAUAUUGGAAAUGGUUGAUACUGAAAUGACAUUUUAUGAGGCAUUGUACUGCUCAACCUAUGCGUUUCUGUGGCUGUGUCAGGCUUGGGAUAUUAACAGGAGCCAAAACAAGUGAAGGCAUGAAGAAUAAACUAGAUCCUAGAAAUUCUGAGCCAAACAGGCUUUUUACUUUGAGAGACAGAUCAAGACUUUCUGUGGACCUCGCCGCGCUCUUCUUUAAGCCAAUGAACGCCUAAUACUGGCCGUCUGUAAGAAGCCUCUAAAUGCCAAUGAAGAAUUUAAAGAUCUAUUAAAGGAAAUAAGUGGCUUUCCAAAUAGAAGAUUUAUGCUGAAGAAUCAAAAAAAUGGUAUUCCUAAAACUCACAACUUAAAGCCCAACCUUGAAAACAGAUGUUGGGCACCAAGACAACUGCCACAGCCUAUUCUGGUAUCCUUACUUUCUUUAAUAGAUAUUUAUUGAGUUUCCAGGAAAAGAGGCCACGAUACCCAGUAUUGUAGACAAUAGAUUUACAUUCAUGAAGCUUUCAUUCAUUCUGGAGUCUACUAAUUGACCUGAAUAGUGUUUGCAUUCUGUGAAAUGCCUCUCCACAUUGCAUAUGUCACAUUUCUUUGUCUACACAUAACUCUUGUUUCACAGAAAGGUCACCACCACAGCAGCACAAUCAGCAGGUGAGCUGCAGGUGCUUGCUGCCUGCCGAUCCCGGGGAAUCUGAUCAUGUCGCUAUCGCUCUGGGCUCAUCGGUGAAGAAUUGCAGGCCACGCGUGUCAGGGACCAAAUUUAUGGCUUACACAUUAGCAGUUUAUUUAAGUUAUGUUUUAAGAGACAAAAAUGUUUCCUACACACUUUAAUAAUGAGAAAUGGAUCUUGUACACAGGAUGUAUAUCAAAGGCAGACCUUAUAUGUACCCGUAAAUGCAGUCUGAGAAUUUUGUCUGGGUGGAAAUAAACGCAUUUUGUAGCAAAAGGAAA
This is a messenger RNA of Lemur catta (Ring-tailed lemur), 3719 nucleotides long. It is a transcript of the gene PRKCH, whose product is annotated as protein kinase C eta. The transcript has 14 exons. Gene Ontology annotation, biological process: protein phosphorylation. The coding region runs from base 518 to 2569 and encodes 683 amino acids. Gene Ontology annotation, molecular function: diacylglycerol-dependent serine/threonine kinase activity; ATP binding. Lineage: Eukaryota; Metazoa; Chordata; Mammalia; Primates; Lemuridae. The record is from RefSeq and is a predicted model, not a curated record.